Molecule: messenger RNA, 2028 nt
Organism: Talaromyces marneffei
Lineage: Eukaryota; Fungi; Ascomycota; Eurotiomycetes; Eurotiales; Trichocomaceae
Exons: 4
Coding region: 1-2028 (675 amino acids)
Biological process (GO): vesicle-mediated transport; intracellular protein transport
Cellular component (GO): fungal-type vacuole; CORVET complex
Source: RefSeq, a predicted model, not a curated record
AUGGCUCCCCUUCCGGGGAAUGAAGCUGAUCAUUUACGUGAAAAAGCGCGCAGAGACUUGCUCAAUCUUCUUGAAGGCGUUCGCGGAAAGAAGAACUUGGUCAUUAGCAAAGACCUGGCUGGCCCGGUCGGAUUGUUUGUCAAGUUCUCUGUUCUCCAAGACUAUGGAGUCGAUCGUGUGUUCUUGCUAGAGAAUGGCAACCUCGACAGCUCACAACGCAAUGUUGUGUUUUUGGUCCAUGCCGAAAAGGUAAACCAGGUUGCUCAAGUUGCUGAACAAAUCAAGAAACUACGUCAAAGCAGCAGUGUAGAACAUGAUAUAUCGAUAUUUUGGGUCCCUCGACGGACUCUUGUGAGUGAUUCGAUACUAGAAGAAGCAGGCAUCACCGGAGAUGUAAAUAUCGCCGAUCUGCCUGUUUACUUUCUUCCAUUGGAGCAGGAUGUUUUGUCUCUGGAGCUUGACACUGCUUUUGGCGAUUUGUAUUUGCACAAAAACCCAGCCAGUAUAUACCUCUCAGCUAAAGGCUUGAUGAACAUUCAGCGGCGCCAUGGAUAUUUCCCUCGCAUCACCGGUAAAGGAGACAAUGCUCGAAAAUUAGCCGACCUGCUUAUUCGAAUGCGAAAAGAGGUCGAAGCAGAGCAGUCAUCGGGCGCCGGCCCUGAUUAUGGCAACAAACUACCUAGUUCAACUAUCGAACAACUCAUCAUCAUUGAUCGGGAGGUUGACUUCGGCACGCCGCUCCUAACACAACUCACCUAUGAAGGAUUGAUUGAUGAGUUUGUUGGCAUACAAAACAAUCAAGCGGAUGUGGACACUAGUAUCGUCGGGCCUGCUACUCAACCUCCACAGCGGUCAUCUGCACCUACACCAACUGCAAGGCCAGGACUGAAGCGAAAGAUUCAGCUCGAUUCUUCCGACCCGCUGUUUAAUCAACUACGAGAUACCAACUUUGCCAUAGUUGGUGACAUCCUGAACAAAGUCGCACGAAGACUUGAAUCUGAUUAUGAAACUCGACACUCGGCGCAGACAACUGCGGAAUUACGUGAAUUCGUCAAUCGUCUGCCAGCAUAUCAGCAAGAGCAUCAAAGCUUGAAGAUACAUACCAACCUGGCAGAAGAUAUCAUGCGCCAGACUCGAUCAGAUAUCUUUCGCAAAACCCUUGAGGUUCAACAAAGCAAUGCGGCCGGUACGGAUCCAAGCUAUCAACACAGCAACAUUAGCGAACUGAUUGCUCGCGACGUGCCAUUAAAGACUAUCCUCCGUUUGCUGUGCCUGGAAUCGUGCAUGUCUGGCGGACUGCGUGCUAAGGAUCUGGAUUUUUUCAAACGAGAAAUCCUGCAGGCAUACGGCUAUCAGCAUCUCCUCACCUUCCGCGCUCUUGAAAAGAUGGAGCUUCUGCAACCACGAGGAUCGGCUACGGCAAUGCUGCUGCCAGGCGCCGUUGGUGGUGCAGUCGCCGGCACAAAAACCAACUACAAUUACCUCCGCAAGAACCUUCGUCUUGUGGUUGAGGAAGUCUCAGAAAAGGACCCUAAUGACAUAUCCUAUGUCUAUAGCGGGUUUGCGCCCUUGUCUGUCCGACUCGUGCAGUGUAUCUUGCAAAAGUCACACAUGAUGUCUCUCAUCAAGGGCGGCUUCACAUCAUCAGCCGCUCCAACCGCGCAGAUCAAUACGUCAAAUACGUCUUCCCCAGGCUGGAUCGGGUUUGAGGAUAUUGCAAAGUCCGCGCGUGGAUCGACGUUUAGUAUCGUGCAGAAAGGAGACGAGAAGGCCAUCCGCGCCAGACAGUCAUUAACAUCUUCCGGUGCUAGCUUGGGCCACCAGAAGACAGUAUAUAUUAUGUUCCUUGGUGGCAUCACAUUCACCGAAAUCGCAGCAUUGAGAUAUAUCGCGGCGCAGGAAGCGGCAACCCGGAAGAUCGUUAUUUGCACCACGGGCAUUCUCAGUGGUGAUAGGAUGAUGGAUGCUGCAAUUGAGGGGGGCACAUUUGGCGUCAAAGACUCGACGCAGCAGACUGCUGCCAUUUGA